Malania oleifera is the source of this 1102-nucleotide messenger RNA. RefSeq names its product probable enoyl-CoA hydratase 1, peroxisomal. Bases 180 to 980 code for a protein of 266 amino acids. The transcript is spliced from 3 exons. Gene Ontology annotation, cellular component: peroxisome. NCBI's taxonomy places the organism in Eukaryota, Viridiplantae, Streptophyta, Magnoliopsida, Santalales, Ximeniaceae. The record is from RefSeq and is a predicted model, not a curated record.
GGGAAAAAACUCGCGAUCUGUCUGAUGUAAUUCUGCGGUGCAGAUAAGGAUGAUGACAAGAAAUAAACGGACCCAUUUCCUCGCAUGGCCGUAUUGCUCAAAAUGGAAUCCCAACACCGUAACUCUUCCGAGACAUUAAACGCUUAACCAAAUUCAAACGAUCGCAGUUCGUAGCCCUUAUGGCUGGAUCUUCGCUGGAGAAUCUGAUUCUGGUGACCCGCGAGCCAGGCGGGAUCGCCCACGUGACGAUCAACCGGCCGGCGGCGCUGAACUCGCUGACGAGGGCGAUGAUGGCGGACAUGGCGAGGGCGUUCAAGAGCCUGGAUGGCGACGACCCGGUGAAGGUGAUCGUGCUGUCCGGGUCGGGUCGGUCCUUCUGCUCGGGCGUGGAUCUGACGACGGCGGAGGAGGUCUUCAAGGGGGACGUGAAGGACUUGGAGGCCGACCCGGUGGCCCAGAUGGAACUCUGCCGGAAACCCAUAAUCGGUGCCAUUGCUGGAUUCGCCGUCACUGGCGGGUUUGAGAUUGCCCUCGCUUGCGAUGUAUUGGUUGCCGCAAAAGGAGCCAAGUUCAUCGACACCCAUGUCAGGUUCGGAAUAUUUCCUUCAUGGGGUCUUUCUCAGAAGCUUUCGCGGAUUAUAGGAGCCAACAGAGCUCGAGAAGUGUCUCUAACUUCCAUGCCUGUAACUGCAGAACAAGCUGAGAAGUGGGGCUUGGUGAAUUAUGUUGUUGAAGGAAGUGAAUUGUUGAAAAAAGCCCGAGAAGUUGCAGAGGCCAUAAUGAAAAAUAAUCAAGACUUGGUUUUGAGGUAUAAGUCAAUUAUAAACGACGGCCUCAAGCUAGACCUGGGUCAUGCCCUCACACUAGAAAAGGAGAGGGGGCAUGAGUACUACAAUGGAAUGACGAAGGAGCAGUUCAAGAAAAUGCAGGAAUUCUUAGCUGCUCGAAGAAGCUCGAGCAAGCCUUCUGCCAAGUUGUAAAUUACCCAUUAACUUUUUCAUUCAACUUUUGGUGUGAAAUUUCAAAAAACCCAAGUUAUGGGGAUAGUUGCUCAAUAAAUUUACCUUGCUUGUUCAUAAUAAAGAUGAUGAUGAGUUCGUUA